UGGCAGUCACGUGGGUUCGGCUGACGGCAGCAGGUCUCCGCUCGAGCGCGGGGGGAGGGGGAUCGGGAAGACGUGUCUGGUGCCGCCAUCGACGCUGAGAGAGACCGGAGGCCGGCGAACCUUCCGUUCAGUCGCCAACGAAGCGACGCCGUCGAGCUGGUGGGGGCGGCCGGUCAGCCAUCGGAAAGACUCCGAGCCCGGGGUGGCAGAGGUUAUGAGCCUCGAUGAAUACGCGAAGACGUCACGGUCCCUCCAGUACUGAUCAGGGAGUGUACCUCGGGCCAGCGCAGACACAAGUACUCUCCUCCAACUCCUCCUCGUCAGCCCCCGUCUCCUCCAUUCUCCAGGACAACAUGUCGUGUCGUGAUCGCACGCAGGAGUUCUUCGCUGCCUGCAAGUCGAUGCAAAGCAGACAGAAUGGAUUACAGGUUAACAAACCUCACCUGAAUGCAGUCCGUCAGCGGAGUGAAUUCACAGUCAUGGCCAAACGAAUUGGCAAAGAUUUGAGUAACACAUUCUCCAAACUGGAAAAGCUCACUAUACUUGCAAAGCGGAAAUCACUCUUUGAUGACAAAGCAGUUGAAAUUGAAGAGCUGACGUACAUCAUCAAACAGGAUAUCAACAGCCUGAACAAGCAGAUUGCACAACUGCAAGACUUUGUCAGAGCCAAGGGGAGCCAGAACGGGCGGCAUUUACAGACGCAUUCCAACACCAUCGUGGUCUCGCUGCAGUCCAGGCUGGCCUCCAUGUCAAACGACUUCAAAUCGGUCCUUGAAGUGAGGACAGAGAACCUCAAAAUGCAACGGAACAGGAGAGAACAGUUCUCACUAGCCACGGUAUCCAGUCUCCCUCCUUCAGCCGCUAAUGGUUACGGUGGGUCGGUGCUGCUGAAGGACGAUGCGCGCAGGUCGGGGGAUGUCGCCAUCGACAUGGACGCCAGGUCCAGCCAGCAGCUGCAGCUCGUCGACGAGCAGGAUUCCUACAUCCAGAGCAGAGCAGACACCAUGCAGAACAUUGAAGCCACGAUCGUUGAGCUGGGCUCCAUAUUCCAGCAGCUGGCCCACAUGGUUAAGGAACAGGAGGAGACCAUACAGAGGAUUGACGCCAACAUCGAGGACACCCAGCUGAACGUGGAGGCGGCUCACUCAGAGAUCUUGAAGUACUUCCAGUCUGUCACCUCCAACCGCUGGCUCAUGAUCAAGAUCUUCCUCAUCCUCGCCGUCUUCUUCGUUGUGUUCGUGGUGUUCCUGGCCUAGAACCAGCUCCUGGACCCCCCCACCUGCGUGCUCUCCUCCGCAGAUGGUGCUGAAGGACAUGGAAGGGCGCGCAGCGGGAUUGACCUUGGAAUCCAACUGCGCUGCUGUCUUUGGGGUGUUGCUGGUCUCAGCCAGCCACCCCCUUUACCCAUUCUCACCCCACCGGUGCCAGCUGUGGCCCGCGAUGAGCCAAAAAUUCAGGGAGUGCGCAGCAAGCCCACGGACAUCAGUUACUGUGACUCCUUCCCUCCCUGGAACUUCAAUCUGUCCCUCUCCCCGGCUCUGUUCAUAGCAUCUUCUCUACAGACCACUGAGCCUUCUGACAGCUGGACCAUUUGUUGCUGUUGGAAGUCACCGAGGAGGUGGACUUCCCCAGAGCCGAUUGGCCAUUGGAAGUCACUGUUGGAGGUUAACUUUUCCCCAGCACAGACAGCUGUUCAUUCAGACUUCUGGAAUUUGCCGACAACCCCUCCUCCAAUCUUGACCGUCUGUCAACGGCAACUGUAUUCCUUAUUAAGUCCCAAGGAUUGGCACUGAAGGGGCACCUUGAAGUUUGGAGGUUACCAGCAGCUCAAGAUGACUAGGGACUGCUGAUCUGACGGAUUUGAGACUUUGAGCUAUACAUUCGAGGUCUAAUUUAAACUUCAUCUUCUCCUCCCUCUAAAAUCAAGUUGACUUGUUCUUCACACUUUGAUUUUGUAACAGGGACUGGGACAAGACCAGAGACUUUGAGUGGAACCUACCUGGGUCCUCCAUCUUUCCCCGAAAAAGAACCACCGCUCCCCCCCCCCACAACCGCCACCACCAUGUCCCUUGCAUUUUACUUUCUAUCCUUCACUCUGUGUCAGUAGGUGUCAAAGCUGCUAACUGGUUCUCAAGGUGCCCUGAGUUGGAGCCCAGUUAGUAAAAACUGGGUCAUUCCAUCAUGAACAGUGUUUCUGUAUUAAUGACCCCUCUCUACUGCUCUCUCAGAUCCACCCGGUUAGGAAAGUGUGGUGGUUACUCGAUAGCCAAGGAGAUGCCAAGAAAAUGAGUCCUGACUCUGUUCCGGAUGAUUCUGUAAAUUGUCUACCUUCAACAAAUAAAUGAAAGUAAAUCUGUUGAGGAUUAGCUAACCAUGGUCAGUAACAAUUUUGUUAUUUCUGCAGGGAGCGAGCACUUUUACUUGGAAGCAGUUUAAAAAAACAAAAAUGUCUGGUUGUCUUGCAGGAUCUGGUGGGAGACCCUCUCGCCAUCGGUUCCAGAGUAGGGUAUCAACAAGGGGCUUGCUUCCCGCCCCAUUUCAAGGGAAGAUGCAAAAUUGGCCCUUCAACCCUCCUGAUUGUCGAGCACCCAUUCUCAGAGUAGUCCUACUGUAGCCCUUUUUCAUUCUCCCCACAUUCCCACCAAAUUGCGCGCGCACACACAGACAGACACAGACACACACACACACACACACACACACACACACACACAGACACACACACACACACAGAGACACAGACACAGACACACAGACACAGACACACACACAGACACAGACACACACACAGACACAGAGACACAGACACAGAGACACAGACAGAGACACACAGACAGACACAGACACACACACACACACACACACACACACACACACACACACAAAAACAGACACAGACACACACACACGGCAGGGAGGGGUGGCAGUGGGGGCAUCCCACAGUGAAUGAUUAACCAGUGAGUUUUUUGUGGGGGACGCUAGAAGGCUGGCGGGGGCAGAGCGUGCAAAGUCCAGGCGGGUAGCAUGAGUUCGGGGUUGGGGGGGGGUGGUCACUACUUUUCUACAGCACAGGUAGAGUGGCCGCCUUCCCCCCCCCCGCUGGGCUGCUUCCUGUUUGAUGUGCCCAGCACGUUCUGUAUGGAUCAGCCCCUGAAUGUGAAGCUGUCUCCCCAAGCCCCCCACCCUCUGUGCCAGCAGAGCACGGUCUGUAAUGCCAACGAUCGAUCUCGCCCGCUCCAUCUGCUCCAAUCUCUUCGAGUGCUAACCUGGCAUCACCGUCCUUCUCUGCCAGGCUGUGACUGACACUGUUGGGGAAACCACAGCCCUCCCCCUCAGCAGGCAGGGUGGCAAGGUGAGGUAGGACUUCAGCGAACACACUCCGGCAAUAACGGAAACAGGUCCCUCCAAUCCAUUAAGGUGAGCUUGCAUAAAGUAUGCAUCUCGGGGGUGGGGGGGGGGGUCAGAGGUGAGUUAGCCUCUGCUCUAAGAAUUUUUAAUAUUUUGAAGGAGAUUUUUUUUCUUUGUUUUAAUUGAUAGAUUUUUAAAAUGUAUUUAUUUAAAAUUAACUAAUUCCAAUAAGACCAUAAGAGGUAGGAGCAGAAUCUGGCCACUUCAUCAUUACAGAUCCACUUCCCCCUCAGCCCCAGCCUCCUGCUUUCUCCCCGUGACCCUUCAUGCUCUGACCACUCAAUGACUCGACCUCCACAGCCGCCUCUGGCAAUGAAUUCCACAGAUUCGCCACCCUCUGGCUGAAGAAAUUCCUCCUCAUCUCCGUUCUAAAUGGACAUCCCUUUAUUCUGAGGUUGUGCCCUCUGGUCCUAAACUCUCCCACGAUAGGAGACAUCCUCUCCACAUCCACUCUAUCUGUGCCCUCUGGUCCUAGACUCCCCCACUAUAGGAAACAUCCUCUCCACAUCCACUCUAUCUGUGUCAUCUGGUCCUAGACUCCCCCACUAUAGGAAACAUCCUCUCCACAUCCACUCUAUCUGUGUCAUCUGGUCCUAGACUCCCCCACUAUAGGAAACAUCCUCUCCACAUCCACUCUAUCUGUGUCCUCUGGUCCUAGACUCCCCCACUGUAGGAAACAUCCUCUCCACAUCCACUCUAUCUAGAGAUUUCAGCACUUGAUAGGUUUCAAUUAGACACCAGAUUGCAGAGCCUAUAUAGUUCUCCCUUGUUCCAUAGUUGAAGGAGCAAACCAGGGUCCUCGCACGAUAAGCACCACAUGAGAUGUGUAGAACACUUCCUGGCUGCUGGCUGUGAAUCCUACUGUCACAGAAGAAGGGCGUUCUGCCAGCCUGGCCCGCAGCUUCCUACCUCUCUGGCUUCUGCCCCACCUCCGCAUUGCUGACUCUGCUGCUAACGUUCGGUUGCAGUGUCAGGGGACCGGGAGUGCUCGAGGUGAGGGGAGACAGCACGGUCUGCGAGCUGGGGAAAGCUUGGGCAUGAUACACUGUUCGUGGGCUUGGUGGGAUCCAGGAUCAGCCAUGGUGGAAUGGCAGUGCAGACUUGAUGGGCUGAAUGGCCUAAUUCUGCUCCUUUGUCUUGUGGCCCUACAGACCAGUGUUGAUCUGCAGCUGGGCUUGGUGGCAAGCUCUGCUUUUCUUCCCCAGAAACGAGCCGGCACUCUGUCAAAGUCUACUCACGGUAGCCUGUCCCACUGUUUCUGCGGAGAAAUGUGUUCAGUUUGUAUCUGCCAGUUCUCAAAGCUCUGCUGCAGUGUAUAUACAGAACCCAACCCCACCUAUCUCCCUUCCACUGUGUUAAACUCUCAAUGUUUCCCUUCAGUAGCUGAUUAUCACCUGACUCCCACCACCACCAUUCACUCACUCACUCUCGUCCUCUCCCCACACCCUCCCAGCUACAACUGCAGAGCCCAGGGGUGGCCAUGAGUGACCAAGCACAGGCAGAGCCAGAGGGGCGGGUGGCUGGGAGAGACCCAAACCUCCCUCCUUUGCCUGCGGGACCCCUCCCCUGCAUGUCCUCCGACACAGGCCAGGCUUGUGUGUCAAUGGCAGGCGGCAGAUAUGAGGGAGGUAGUGGGAGGAGGUUCUGACUGAAUCAGCACGGAAAGUGUCCUGACUUUUCUCUCUGCUCUGAAGUCCGUAUCUGUGUUCGAAGCACCUUUGUACUUUAUAUAGACCAAAUUUAUAAAAGCUAUUGUAUAAUAUGUACUAACUUUACCUCCAAGUUCAGUUCCGCUUCCCCAAUAAAGCAUGUACUGUGCAUACAUCUGUCAUUCA
This is a messenger RNA of Mobula hypostoma (lesser devil ray), 5240 nucleotides long. It is a transcript of the gene stx5a, whose product is annotated as syntaxin 5A. Lineage: Eukaryota; Metazoa; Chordata; Chondrichthyes; Myliobatiformes; Myliobatidae. Gene Ontology annotation, cellular component: Golgi membrane; endomembrane system; SNARE complex. The record is from RefSeq and is a predicted model, not a curated record. Gene Ontology annotation, biological process: intracellular protein transport; endoplasmic reticulum to Golgi vesicle-mediated transport; vesicle fusion. The coding region runs from base 225 to 1256 and encodes 343 amino acids. Gene Ontology annotation, molecular function: SNARE binding; SNAP receptor activity. The transcript is spliced from 11 exons.